Caretta caretta (loggerhead turtle) is the source of this 2598-nucleotide messenger RNA. RefSeq names its product small integral membrane protein 1 (Vel blood group) (gene SMIM1). NCBI's taxonomy places the organism in Eukaryota, Metazoa, Chordata, Testudines, Cheloniidae. The record is from RefSeq and is a predicted model, not a curated record.
CACAACAGCACACGCAGGAAACACCGAGUCACAAUCAACCCAGCAAGGAAAGAGCUCAAGGCAAAGGGUUAUUUUUCUCCAAGAAACAGUGUGGAGCAGAGUCAGAGAAGGACUUUGAUCCUCAGGGGUAGACUUGCUGAAGCCCAGCUCUGUGCAGACGUUAGGAGGAGAGGAGGAGUAUAAAAUCCAAGCCCAUUCCAGUGAGUCUUUUUCCUUCAACCUUUUCCUUGGAAGGAUGCAGCCUCAAGACACAGGUGUUCAGUACAGCAGGUGGAAUGACAAUAGUCGUGAUGAAGUCAGUGUGAACACAUCCACUGCUGAGGUGUCGGGAUGUAAAAGAAUCUACACUAAGCUGUGCACUGGGAAAAUCGGCAUUGCAGUUAAAGUGGUUGGAGGAAACAUCCUCUUUUGGACGGUUUUUGUCAUUGGCUACGUGACAGGUUACUAUGUGCACAAGUGCAAGUAGAAGGAACAGUGAAAUUCACCGGCAGGACCCCAGGCCUGGAUUUCUCUGGUGCGGUAAUCCCAAACCUCCUUGUCCAGUUCCCACCCCCAAUCAGGCAAGUCACCAAGCAUGCAUGCAAGAUGCAGGAAUCUUCACUAUGUGUCAGAUGAGCACGCAAAAAGAACCAUCAGCAUCAGGGAGGUGCACAAAGCCAGUGCUGGAUGCAGCACGUCUUGCUGCCUACGAGAGAACCGAUCGUACAGUCGCAGCUGAAGGCUCAACAAAGGCAAAGGGGGAACUAGAAAGGGACGUGCUCUCCCUCAUGAAUCAGCAAAAUGUGCUGUUUCCAAAACCUGUCACUGCUGCCAAAAUGCCCUGUAUUGCAAUGAGAACUCCUCCCUGGUCCUGCGGUUUCCAUCCUUACCCCUUAUGACACCCCCAUCAGCAGGGGAUCUGGGUACCGGUUUUGCAUGGGCAUGUUUUCUAUGAGCUUCUUAAUGGCACCUGCAUACCUCCUGGAACAUCCAUAUGCAUGUGAAAACACCUCCAUUUUGUGAGCACGUAACAGGUAGCUGUGUGAGCAAACCUGUCACUGGGCACCCAACCCGUUUGUGCACCUGAUUGCACGUGCAGGAGACUUUAAUCCAAAUUCCUUAGCAGUCACUGGAGCCCUUUGUUGAUCGCUGGGUCGACACACAUACGCUUCUAUUUGACUAUGAAUUUUCCAGGAGCAAGGUGCUGCUCCCUUACGUUUGGGAUCUUUCUCUUUUCAAGCCCUUAUUUCUAGCCUACACUUUACUAGAGGCUGCGAGUGCAGUGCCUGGAUUCACAGGAUUUGCUGAACCAACCUUUGAAACUUCUUUAUGCUCUAUCAGUCACGUCAGCCAGGAAGAUUAAAGGCUUUUGCACACAACCCCUCUACUAACUCUUCAGGAAGGCUGCAUGCCAGCUUCCAGCGUAGCUGGGUUCAUUAUAAACCAGUGUGAUGGGAACCUUUAUUUUAAUCAUAACCUCACUGGCUUCCCCCUGCAAAGGAACCGGUUGCUCUUUAUAAUCAUGUUAAUGUUUCCUUUAGAAAACUCUCUUCCAGACCAGGGCUCUCCCACAGAUUUUCAAACUGUGCAGCAGGCAUGUAAAGCUCUGCAUAUUUCUGCAACAAAGUCAAAUUGUUUUAAGCAAUAAAAAGGAGAUUUAAAGCCAACAGGCUGCCCAUGUCUCUGAUCAGUGCUGGAAUAUGUGUCUCAAUGGAAAGGCAUAUACAGGGGAGACUACUGAAGUGUAUCUUGCUGUCUUAGACUAAUUUCCUGUGAACUGCAGCUUGAAUAGGAAAGGUCAGGGAACUCUACUCUUGGAGCUCCCUGGGACUGUACAUUAUGUAUUUGGGGUUCAACUAAUUGAAGGUCCAGGGCUCCCCGUAAAGAGUCUGGGUGGGAUCCAAAUUCCAACCCCACCCCACUCAAGGCAGAAAGAUUUGAGCUCAUGCCUCUUCUAAACAAUCCUGACAAGAAUAAUUCACCCCAUCUGAGCACAACCCCAAUUCCGAUCCUCCAGGCAGGCCCUGCUGGUAGAUCUUAUCUAAGAUGUGCAUUAACGCUUUCCCAGGCACGAGGUGCAUGCAUGCAGCCUGGCCUGACACAACUAAGCAAAGGGGAGAGACUGAUGCAGUUAUUUCAGGGAUUUAGUACAAGCCUGGUGCAUUAGCCAAAGUUAUGCAGAUUCUGUUCUCUUUCCCCCACUCAAGGCUGUUUGCAAACAAAAUGGUGGUAGGCCGUUGUUCUCUUCAUGUCAUUUUCAUCAGCAUAUCCCUCUCUUCUUCCCCCAGGAGGCAGGGUUCCCUCAGGCACAUGCUGCCUUUCCUAACUUCUGCUUCCUUCCUUCAUUCCCCACUGGACCACAGCCCAUGCAAUGGAGCCUUUCGACAGGAUGCUUGUAAGAGCAAAGAUGCUGAGUCAACCCAGAUCUGUGCUGUGGAAGGUCACACAAGGGAGAGGAAAAGCAUUUGAGCAAUGCUGUCAGCAGUAUCUAUUGCUCUGGAUGGACUGGCCCAAGAUGCAUCUGUGGAAGAGACAGGCCAGCCCCCACAUCGAACAGUCAGAGAAGCCACAUUAGAUAGCACAAACUGUAAACUAAAGCAGCACUGAGUAUUUUAUUUA